AUGGCAGGAGAGCGCGAGAAGGGGGUAAAUAGGAUCUUCUGGCUAACAGGGAGGGAGGUUCUGCUCGCCGUCAGCUGGGAGGAUUGGUGGACAUACGAUGGCAUCUCUGGACCCGCCUUUUGGGGUCUCAUCAAUCCGGAGUGGUCGCUCUGCAACAAGGGUCGUCGUCAGUCGCCGGUGAAUCUAGAGCCCCAGCGUCUCCUCUUUGAUCCCAACCUGAGGCCCAUGCACAUAGACAAGCACAGGAUAUCCGGUUUGAUCACAAAUACCGGUCACAGUGUCAUCUUUACCGCCGGCAAUGAUACGGUGGCCAAUUAUGAUGGCAUGCAAACCCCAGUGAAUAUAUCCGGUGGACCGCUUUCGUAUCGCUACCGUUUCCAUGAGAUCCAUAUGCAUUAUGGCCUAAACGAUCAAUUUGGUUCGGAGCACAGUGUCGAGGGUUAUACGUUUCCAGCGGAGAUACAAAUAUUCGGAUACAAUUCCCAGCUGUAUGCAAAUUUCUCAGAUGCCCUCAAUCGUGCCCAGGGAAUCGUUGGUGUCUCCAUUCUGCUGCAGCUUGGUGAUCUCUCUAAUCCCGAACUGCGCAUGCUCACCGAUCAGCUGGAGCGCAUCCGGUAUGGCGGCGAUGAGGCUUUCGUGAAGCGCCUCUCCAUCCGAGGACUUUUACCGGAUACGGAUCACUAUAUGACAUACGAUGGAUCAACAACGGCACCAGCCUGUCAUGAGACAGUCACCUGGGUGGUGCUCAAUAAGCCCAUUUAUAUAACAAAACAACAGUUGCACGCUUUGCGGCGCCUAAUGCAGGGCAGCCCCGACCACCCGAAGGCGCCCCUGGGCAACAAUUAUCGGCCGCCACAGCCGCUCCUGCAUCGACCUAUACGCACAAAUAUUGAUUUCAAAACGACGAAGACGAACGGCAAGGCCGCCUGCCCCACCAUGUACCGCGAGGUCUACUACAAAGCGACCAGUUGGAAACAAAACUAA
Molecule: messenger RNA, 984 nt
Organism: Drosophila serrata
Lineage: Eukaryota; Metazoa; Arthropoda; Insecta; Diptera; Drosophilidae
Gene: CARPB
Product: Carbonic anhydrase-related protein B
Biological process (GO): one-carbon metabolic process
Molecular function (GO): carbonate dehydratase activity; zinc ion binding
Source: RefSeq, a predicted model, not a curated record